Molecule: messenger RNA, 790 nt
Organism: Drosophila simulans
Lineage: Eukaryota; Metazoa; Arthropoda; Insecta; Diptera; Drosophilidae
Exons: 2
Coding region: 198-659 (153 amino acids)
Source: RefSeq, a predicted model, not a curated record
AGUAAAAGGGUUAGUCGUGUAAAUUUCAAUCGUUUUGCCAAAAAAUCGAUUACAGCAUUCUCUAUUGUUUUUUGGUGAUUUCCAUAGUAGGCUUUGAAAUCUAAUGACAAGUCUUAGUGAUUGUAUUAUUGCUAAAACAUAUCAAACUCCGGAAGUAAGCAGACUUGUCGAAAGAUUUUGAUUUCUCUCAGAAGGGUAUGAGCGACUCACGUAACGAGUCAGCACAGCCAACAUUCUCAGGGACUAAGGACCUCUUCACGUCAAGUUCGCCGUUUUACCCGGGACCCACGACAUUUGGCGGUAGUGCAGCUAUUACUCGCGUUGACGACAAUUUUAAGCGUAUCAGAAUACUUGCUUCUGAAAUCAACGAAAAGAUGGAACAGCCAACUAAUUCGGAGUCCACAGAGUCGAGGAUCAUGAAACGCCGUCGUCUGUACGCUUUUCUAAAUAGGAAUGAAAUUACGUACAGGAAAUACCGCAAUAUACAGAAUGAGUCCCGGAUGGGCAUCAUUCAUGAGAUGGAGGAAACACAAAUGCCAGAAACCACAAAUAGGAAGACACCAGUUGUGCGAACAUUCUACUUCUCGGAGCCUAUACCGCUAAUGCAACAUCAUUCAAAGCGCGAUUUCGUAUUUUCCGAACCAACUCCUCUGGAUUAGGAUACUUGUUUGGAUGCUAUCAAGGAAUUUUAAAAAUGUAUUUCUGAAUUAUAUAAAUAUUGAAGGUGUUUCUGUAAAUCGGUUAAAGCCACGGUAUACAAAGAAAUUAAAAUAUUUUAGUAUAGCUCCUA